AUGAACCAACCCGCUGAUGGCGUCUGUGUCUUCAAAUGCUCACUCAACAGAGACACAGAAUAUUGCUGUAUGGGGAAGGAGUCCAUCUUGAUUACUCUGGGCUACCACAGUGCUUUGCUGAAGUUUGAGUCUCAUGCUGAACGGAGCGCAUUUUCAAAUACCUUGAAAAGAUGCCGACAUGAGAAAAAGGAAUACUCGGUGUUCAGCCAGUGGACAGAAGAGGCGUCUGCCGUACACUACUUCCAGUUUUAUGGCUGCCUUUCCCAGCAGCAGAAUAUGAUGCAAGAUUUUAUGAGAACAGCCACUUACCACAGAGCCACCCUCCAGAACCACACUGACUUUAGAGAUCAAGUCGUUGUAGAUGUUGGUUGUGGAUCAGGAAUACUGUCAUUUUUUGCUGUACAGGCCGGCGCUUGGAGAGUCUAUGCAGCUGAGGCCGGUUCAGUAGCACAAUAUGCUGAGGUGCUAGUGAAAAGUAACCACCUUUCAGACAAGAUAAUUGUUUUGCCAGGAAAAACUGAAGAAAUCUCACUUCCUGAGGCUGUAGAUGUGACCAUUUCAGAACCAACGGGAUACGUGUUGUUCAAUGAAAGGAUGUUGGAAAGUUACCUUCAUUCCAAAAAGUGGCUGAAAGCAAAUGGAAUGAUGUUCCCCACGUUCAGUGACAUCCACUUGGCCCCCUUUUCUGAUGAACAGUUGUAUGUGGAACACCACUCCAGAGCCAACUUUUGGUACCAGCAGUGCUUCUACGGGGUUAACCUGUCUAGUGUCCGGGGUGCUGCAGCGGACGCAUACUUCAGACAGCCAGUAGUAGACACAUCUGACACUGGGAUUUUGAUGGCUCGGACAGUGAAGUACACAGUAACCUUUAUGGAUGCGGAAGAGGCAGAUCUCCACAGAGUAGAAAUUCCCUUUGUGUUUCAGAUGGCGCAGUCCAGCCUCAUCCUUUCUUUAGGUUUGCUUAGAAGAUAG
This is a messenger RNA of Hippopotamus amphibius kiboko, 972 nucleotides long. RefSeq names its product histone-arginine methyltransferase CARM1-like. The transcript has 2 exons. Gene Ontology annotation, molecular function: protein-arginine N-methyltransferase activity. The record is from RefSeq and is a predicted model, not a curated record. Gene Ontology annotation, biological process: peptidyl-arginine methylation. Bases 1 to 972 code for a protein of 323 amino acids. NCBI's taxonomy places the organism in Eukaryota, Metazoa, Chordata, Mammalia, Artiodactyla, Hippopotamidae.